Messenger RNA from Paramecium pentaurelia, 261 nucleotides. The record is from the annotation of a GenBank genome assembly. Lineage: Eukaryota; Ciliophora; Oligohymenophorea; Peniculida; Parameciidae.
AUGAUUUUUGAGAUUUAUAUUAAUUCAGUUAUAAAGGAGAAUAUAAAAACAGUAAAAAAAUAAGUUUAUGGGAAACUGAAUAUUAAGGGAAAUAAGUUAUUAAAAUAUUUUGAAAAUUUUUUUUGUAGUGGUGGAUUGUAUGGUGAAGAAGGAAAUGUUAUUAAAAUUGAUUCAUGGAUUGAGUUGCACGAUUUGUUUUCAGAUAAUUGUUAAAUUAUUUACUAGGGCGAAUAUCAAUAGGGUAAAAAGGUUGGUCUCUGA